GGCAUACAUCAUACAAUGCAAUACAACGAGUCUCUCUCCCAGCUGUGGUCGUGUGGGAAGAAGCACCACGCUCAAAUCUUUGCUCUGGUCGGUCUCGUGUUUGCCAUAUGAUCUACUUACGGAUCCGUUGAUGAGCUGCGCCGCUGCAUGAUUCGCAAACGGGAUGCUCAUUCGCGUGCCUCGGUUAUGCGAGCGAGUCAGUAUACGCCCCAUCCGCAGCCGCCUUGCAGCGGCAUACUUACACCGGAACACCUUGCGAUUGGCAUCAGGUAGCUCGACCCGGCCUACCCAAUGUUUGCUCCCUGGACGUUGCCCCUCGCGUUCGUUUUGUCCGCGUGUGCCACCCAGACGGUCCUGAAUCACAACGGCCCGGAUACCUUGAAGUUGAUCACCCCCGAGCUCUCCGACUGGAUCGAUAGUCAGCUCGAAGGGCACAGGGCCGGGCUUACUCUCGGGAUAGUCAGAAUCGGCGGAGAGUAUGAUCAGUCCGAGUUCGAGUUCGGUGCAUGGGGCAACAAGACCGAACACGGCGACAAAGCAGACCCGCACACGCUUUUCAAUAUCGGAUCGUGCUCGAAAGCCUUCCUGGGCGCCUCGAUCGGCUUGCUGAUCGACGACUUCGCGGCCGGUCGAAACGUGACGGCGCUCCCAGACGGCGUCGCGCGCUUAACAUGGGACACGAAGAUGAAGGGUCUCUUUCCGGAUGACUGGCAGCUCGCGGAUCCCUUGGCGACGUCGGAGGCGACUAUCAAGGACCUCCUGACCCAUGUUACGGGUUUACCCAGGCAUGACAACAUGUACGCUCCCUCGGAGUCGCCGUUGGAUAUCGUACGAAAGCUCAGACACCUACGUCCCACCCGCGAACUCCGUCAGCAAUAUCAUUAUAAUAAUGCGAUGUAUAUCACCGGCUCGCACAUCGUGGAAACGUUGUCGGGGAUGUCUUACGAAGACUACGUCGCAUCCCGCAUCUUUGGGCCAUUGAAUAUGGAUGUCACUACAUUCUUCCCGUCCCGGGCCGAUCCUACGCACCUGUCUCACUGCUGGACAGAAGGCGGCCGCAGAGUCCCGUUCCCUUUCGAUGAUCAGGGUGCAAAGUUGAUAGCGGGCGCAGGAGGGGUCAUCUCCAGCGUCACCGACAUGACAAAAUGGCUUGAGAUGCUGCUACGCGAGGGACUCGGUCCAUCGGCCAACGUCACAGUCAUUCCUCAAGAUAUCUUCGAGGAUCUUACCACUGCAUAUGUCGUUAUCAACGGGAGAGGUUCGGUCACCCGGUCCAUCCAGGGCUAUGGAUUGGGGUGGACCCGAUUCUCAUAUAGAGGGCACGAUGUUUUGCAACACGCCGGCAAUUUAAGGGCAUUCAAUGCCUACGUCGUGGUCGUACCAUCGCUGGGACUCGGCGCGGUCAACUUCGUCAAUGCUGAGGACCUAGACUGGCUCAAUGAUGCGGUCGUUCUCCGCGUGAUCGAUAAGCUACUGGGCCCAGAGACAGAGACGUCCGCUAGACUACUGACGUCGUCAGCGUCAAAUCCGGUCUGGUCCCGGCCGGCGACUGAUGGCGAUGGAAAUUCCGCUCAUCCUCUGUCCAAGUUUGCCGGAACAUACGAAAACCUAGGAUAUGGUCGGAUCGCACUCUGCGCGCCUGCCAGCGAGUCGACGUAUUGCAGCGAAGUGAGGCACACGUUCGAUGCGGUGGAUUCCGCGAAUACCUCCUCCAAGCGCUCGGAGUAUCAGCUCGUUGCCGCCCUCAAGCGGGCUCGAACCACACAUGCCCACAUGGCCCCAUCACCCAUACUCCGCCCUGAGUGGAUCCAUCACAGAAACAUGACCUUCGCCUUAUUCAUGACGGAGCUUUUCACCGAGGGCUAUGGAGCCGACACCAGACCAUUCGAAUUCCCGGUGACGGAGCGCAUCCCGAUCCUCGUUGAGUUCGCGGCGGCGAGCGACAGAAUUCUGGGUUUCGGAUAUUUCGAUUACAAUGAUGGCCUUGUUUUGCGAAAGGGGACUGCCAAGCAAAGGGCCUAUACUUGGUUUGACAGAAUUGACGGCGACUCAUAGGUAUCGGAAGCAGCAAAAUUGCGAGGGUAAUGUCUCUAUGACC
This is a messenger RNA of Punctularia strigosozonata HHB-11173 SS5, 2098 nucleotides long. Its product is annotated as beta-lactamase/transpeptidase-like protein. The record is from RefSeq and is a predicted model, not a curated record. The transcript is spliced from 7 exons. Bases 292 to 2055 code for a protein of 587 amino acids. NCBI's taxonomy places the organism in Eukaryota, Fungi, Basidiomycota, Agaricomycetes, Corticiales, Punctulariaceae.